Messenger RNA from Chilo suppressalis (striped riceborer), 8260 nucleotides. Lineage: Eukaryota; Metazoa; Arthropoda; Insecta; Lepidoptera; Crambidae. The record is from the annotation of a GenBank genome assembly.
AGCUCACGAAGUGCAACGUAGAUUGUAGAAACGGAACUUCCGUUUAGUAAAUUUAUGAAUUUGAAACAUUGGGUUAAAGGCAUUGACGAGACGAAUCAGGCAAUUAAGCAUUUAAAAAGCUAAUACUGUGAAAAUAUUAAACUAAAAUUAAUAGUGCGAUUAAGUGUGGUUUUCACUGUAGCUUACUCGUUGGGAAGUUCUACCGAUAUUUUGCUCUUGGCUCGGUAGAAAAAUGACAUGACAUGGGAACGUCAAACGAACUGGCGUCUGAGAAUUUACAAAUUUAGGGCGUGAUGAUGAUUGUAAAAAGAAAAUGGGCGUAUGCAGUUUCUUUCUAGAUAGUUUAUGUCGUCAAGAGUGUACGAAGAAGAUAGGAGUGCAUAUUUUGUAGAGUUGUCAAAGGUGUUUGCGUACCUAGAUCUUUCGGAAUGUGGCAAAUUCAGGCUGUGUUAUGAAUGAGGAGGCUCUGUUGGCACGGGCUUCCGAGGAGCGGGAGCGUAUCUUCCAGAGAUACGAAAGAGGAAGAGAGAAUCUUGCAGGGCAGAUAGAUCCUUGGGAAGACCCUGAAUUUGAAGAGUACCACAAAACAGACAGAUAUGGGUUCAUCCACGAUGAGCGGUUGCCGCAAAAAACGGCGCCGCAAAAGAUCAACAUCGAAGUGGAAAGAGAGAAGAAGUGGGUCAAGAUGCUUGGCACGUGGGAUUCCCCUACUACCAAAGAAAAACUUCAUAGACGUAUUUACAAGGGCAUUCCAAAUUCUUUAAGAAUUAAAAUUUGGUGCAAAUUGCUGGAUGUUAAUAGAAUAAAGUCAGAAUACCCUGGAAAGUAUCAAGAAAUGUUGAAACUAGCUAAACAAUGGUCCACAGAUGUCAGACAAAUAGAUUCCGAUGUUAAUAGGCAGUUUCGAGAACAUCAGUUUUAUAGAGAAAGAUAUUCAGAGAAACAGUGUUCAUUGUUCAAUGUAUUGUGUGCUUAUAGCAUGUACAAUUCGGAAGUUGGAUAUUGUCAAGGAAUGUCUGGAUUGGCUGGUAUCUUACUCAUGUAUAUGGAUGAAGAAGAUGCCUUUUGGGCCCUUGCAGUGCUAUUAUCUGAGAAAAAAUAUCAUAUGCAUGGAUUGUAUAUAGAAGGAUUUCCAAAAUUAACAAGGUUUUUAGAGCACCAUGAUAAGAUACUCACAAAAUUUAUGCCAAAACUGAAAAUCCAUUUUGAUAAAUUUGGCUUGGAUGCUAUAUUAUAUUCUCUCAAGUGGUUCUUUGUAGUUUUCGUGGAGCGAGUACCCUUUAGUUUGUGUUUGAGAGUGUGGGACAUUUACCUGCUUGAUGGAGAAAGAGUAGUAACUGCAAUGGCUUAUACGAUCCUCAAACUUCAUAAAAAGGCAAUUAUGAAGUUAAAUGAUAUGGAUCUUAUUGUUAAUUAUAUUCAGGUAAAACUACACAAAGAUUUUGGUUUUGAGGAUGAUAUUGUUAUCUACCAUUUAGAACGAUCAAUGGACGAGUUAAGACGGGCUAAGCUUGACUAUCCUGGCCCACCGCCGCCAAAUGAACUGCCAAAGCGACAACUUGGAAUGUUUAUAGAGCCUGACAAAAAAUCAAAAAUUGGUCAACGGGCUGAGAAUUUCUCUGAAACUGAGAAACAAGCUAGAGCCACUGUGAUAUUAAGACGUGAAAAGGCUGCACUGGAACUUCAUGAGCUGCGGGUGUCACAAAGCGACACUGUCUCAGGUGAGAACAUGUCAAAUGGCGUUCCCCUCCGUAUCUCCCAAGCCUCAGUGGAUAUCCACGUAGAUUCUCCCGGUCACCUUCGAGUCCCAAGUCAUCUACCCGAGCACCACCGUGGUUACCUCAUAAAACUCCACAAGCAUAAGAAAUCAACGAAUAGAAAAAAAUGAAGAUUCAAAUUGUCCGUCUUGUAAAUAUGCAUUCAAUAAAUACGAAUAGAAAGAUGUAUGAUUUUUUUUCUAUAGUGAUAUGAGCAGAGAUUUUUUUUCUGUUAAACUACAAAAUUCACUAUAAUGCAUGUGACUUCAUUGGGAUAUAUGUUUAAUCAUUAGACCAAAAAAAGAAAAAAAAAACAUUCAAAACCGACGGUGAGUAUGCUGCGUUCGUUGAUUUAUUUUGCAUGUUAUUUUUGUUUUUCAUUUGCUUCGAUUUAAUGUUUAUUUAAUUACGUGUACCAAAGGUUUGCUCAUUCCAAACUGAAAAACCUAACUUAUGUGUUCACUCUAACGGUUAACUAAAAUCUUUCUAUAUACCAGUAUAAGUACCUUAUGUAUUUUAACACUUGCCAAUCUCCAUUGCCAUGUUAGCGACCUUUGAUACCGCGGUGUUGUGAUACCAGUAUGUUUUGCAGAUCACAGCGGUGUCGCCGCGAACGUUCGCUGCGACGACUCGGUGUCGGCGCUCGGCUCGCGACGCUCGCUUGCCGACACGAGCGUCACCAGCACCGCGGAUCUGAGCGUGUUUUCGAGCGGGCGAUCGCACGCACCGGACAACUCGCUCGACACGCACAGCAACGUCAGCGACGACGGCACUGGGUCAGAUGGGUCCGGUAUUGGCGGGCUCAGUAUUCAACGAGCUCCGUCGACCGCGCAUUCUACACCGCGAGCGACGCCGCACCCGCCCUCAGUGUCUCCGCUAUCCGACGACAUAGUACGCAUACACGUAACGUACAAUCCUCUUGCAGCAAGCCCUUCCCACCUCCACCCAAGCCCGGCGAAAUAUAAAACUUAUACUGACGAACACCACAAACCUCUCUCUCUUGGCUUCUACACCAGUAACGGAGCCAGCAAUCUUCCAUCAGACAACAGAAUCCGAAUCCAAGUGCCCUCAGAGGAACUCUUAACACCCGUUGUCGACUCAGGCAGGAUCAUUACUCAAAGGUACAUUGAAUCUCAAGACAUGUACGAUCUGAAAUAGCCUUCGAUUUAACAUUAGGCUAAGGUUUAACGAUUUGUAUAUUAUUACUGAUUAUUACUCUCUUACUUUUGUUUUUUGGUCUCACCUAAUGCUAGUUGCAUUAGGAAUAUGAAUUUCAUCAUAGUAUAGGUGAACUGACUUUGUAAUUACUUGAAUUGAAUUUAUGCUCGUGCGACUUGUCAAUGUGUUAUCAACUACUCGAAUAUGAUUGAUCUUGUAAAGAUUGCGCUGUGUCCCUAUAUAAUGGUAGGUACACUGUUUUUUAUUAAGGAAUAUUUAAUUGGCUUCAGUUUGCGAAAAAAGAAUUCUUUCUUUGUUUUUUUUUUCUGGAAUGAAAAUAAUGUUCGGAAAUUGUUUUAUGUUUCAAAUUAUGUAGCGAUUAAUUUCUUGAGCAAAACCACAGAGACAAAUAAACUUGCGCAGUAGACGUAUUUGUAUGGAAAAUUGCUACUGCGCAGGCUUCCUUGUCUAUAGUCCUUGCUCAACGAGUUUUCCGGGGUGUAUACAAAUAAUAUUUUUCAUUAUACUAUAAUGAUUUCACAUCAAUCACUUCAGUUAAUAACCUUUGUGAAUUUAUGCAUGGUUUUCUUUAUUUAUUAGUAUUUAUGGUACGCAUUUUAGUGACAUAGAUAUUAAAUUGAUAAUUAUGUUUCUGUUGUGCAUUGUAGUAAACUCAAUACACUUAUAAACCGACUAUGAAAUAAUUGUUUUACAUUGCCUUACAUUUAACGAUAUUAUUGAAGGGCUUUCAAAAUAUAUUUUAGAAUAUAAGUUCUCUAACAAAUUUAUUGACAAGUUUAAUUAGAUUAUCGGUAUGCGAGCGUUAUACUAGAAUUGCCAUUUAAAAUACACGAAAUCUACAGUUAGGUCCACUUGCAGCAAAUUUGCGAAAUCUCGAUUUAACUAAAACUAAACACUUUUAUAAAAGUGGACGUUAUUUUGAAGUAGCAAUGACGAUCGGUUUAAAGUCAGCAUAUAAAAUUUUUUCAUUGUGCUCUGAUAUGUGUAGAAUUAGGCCAUUUUUACAUUUUCACUAAAUCUCGCUCUAUAUUUAUGAAUUUAACAAGUUACGAAAAUUAAAACAAAAUAAAAUAUUUAAGAAACAGUAAAUUAUGUUUCAGCUAGAUUUGAAUUAAUAAAGUUUGCUCCGAAUAGUAUAUAUAUAAUAGUAUAUAUGGCAGCAUUUUGUCAAAAAAAAAAAAGUUUAUUUAAUAUAUUCUCAAAGCGACGUUAGAAUUAAUUAGUGUAAACUGAUUUUGAAUUUAUUAAUACCAAUUAAUUGCUAUGACUGAACGUGUUAUUACUGUUGAUAUUGCUAUGAAAAUAGGUUAUUGUUUGGAAAAUAAAAGGUAGAUGUGAUCACGAUUUUUAUCAUUAUAUAAUCAUUAUAGGCCAGGGCUUAUGCCUCUGAAAAAGGGUUAAAGUUUAAAAAAAUAGUACAAUAUGGAACCCGUUUCAAAAGGAAGAGAGCGUAUUAAAAAUAGAGGGGAAUGCAAAUCGUAAAUGGCCCGGGGCGCCAGAUUUUAAAAUACUCCCCUGUCUAGAGUAGGACAUGUACAUGAUGGAAUAGUCUAUAUUUAUGUCCUAACAAUUUGAUCAUCAGAGUUAGUCUAAGACUUUGGAAAAAUAUUGGACAAACAGUUCGAUCACGAUUUACUUUUCGAUUCGAUCAGUUACUAGUAGGAAAGGAUGGAAUAAACAAAAAAUUGACAGCCCUGGCCUUAUUAGAAGUAGGUUGUACAAAUUUGUUUCGAACAUUUGUCAUAGACAAAUUUGUUAACGUCUUGUUGUACCAUAUCGCUUGCAGCUAUCGGAUUAGAAACUUUUAAGUAUUCCAAAACACAUAAAGUAUGAUUUAUCUAUCUAUGUAAUUAAUGGGGGCUAGACAACAAACAUAUUUAUUUAUAUAUUUUUAAGUUUUCGUUCUUUAAUUGCAGAGAUCGUGAAAAUAAUCCGUGUAAACUUUCAUUUAAACUGGUGAUUGCUGAAUCUCAUUUAUAAUCUAGGUUGAAAAUAUUGAUUGCCUGAAAGAAAUCUAUAUUAAAUCCAUAAUUUUAUUGUAAAAGUUUUGCUACUAACAUAAUUAGUAAGUAUUUAUUGUUGUAGAUCUGUAAAAUGUAUUUACGUGGCGAACAUAUUCGCUGCUUGAUUCUCGUUUUUUGGGAUUUCACUGAUGUUGUAUAUUUGUAUAAUCUAAGUAUAAAAAUUUUAUGUAAGAAAUAUUUGACUUGAUGUAUAUUUAGCGAUAUUAGUAUGCAUUUGAUUAUUUUGAAAAUUUCUUGCAAACUAACUAAACUUACAGUGAGAAUCGCAAUAAUGUCAGUUAAACUGUUAAUAAUGUUUUAAAGUAAGUAGUUAUAAGACGUGCGAGUCAAUGUUAGCAUUAGUGAAUUUGCCGUCAGGACGAAUAAUGUAUGUAAGGACCGGUCAAUUAUAUGUGAGGCACUCGGCAGAUAGUUACGCUUGCGAAUUUCAACCUUAUAACUUAAUGUAUUACGACAUAUUUGUUGGUGAUACAAAAUUAAUGCUGUGAGCGAAAUAUUAGUCAAUUGUGGUCUCGUGAUUUUUUUAAAAGAAACGUUAACGAAACUGUAUACAUGUAAACAAAGGAAUGCAAUUCUGUUGGAGUGAUACGUGAAAUGAUAGCUUCAUCAAACAUUAAAAUAAAGUUCCAAAAAAAUUUUUUAUGAAGCAAAGCCUAAGCUCCUAGUGAUUACAUUGACAUUUCAUUGGUAGAAGCACCGCCAAUUCUGGCUUUAAAAAGCACAUCCUUAUUAAUAAUAAACAGCAAUAUUUCUCAAUGUAUAAAAUAUUAUUUUACCUGGCUAAUGACAUUACUUUAAAAUUUAUAAAUAACACGUAUUGGUGAAAAUUAUCAAUCUCAUGGUCUUUAAAAUGAUUCUUUGAAAUACUAUAACACACUUUCAUUGAAUAAGCUGACUUAUUACUUUUUAAUCGAUAUAAAUCUAUAGAUAAUUAGCAAUAGAUGCCGGAAUAAUAGUCAUGCGCUAAGAACUGAUAUAAUUAUUAGUUAACUUUGGUAUUCGAUAUUAUUUAACUUUUGAUAACGAUAGUCUUGUAUGUGUUUCAUAUUUUGAAAAUAAUAUUGAAACAUUCUCUAUACAUUAUAGAGAACAUAGAGAAAUAAGAUAAUAGUUAUUGAAAUAAAAUGUGCACGAAUAUAAUAUGCACUAAAAAAGUAAUAUUAAAAGUUGGUAUGUUUUUAAAUAUAAUUUACAUCUUAAAUUGGAAACUGUUAUCAAAAGGUAAUUUAAAAGUAGCGGAAGUCCAAAUGUUACGUUCAAAAAAGUCGUGCCAUUUCUAUGUUAUUUGUUAAGGAUGUUUAGAGUAAUUUGACGUACAAUCCGCAAGGAUAUCGCAGAGAAUUUUAAUAAAUUAGGCUCCUGCUGUUUAUUAGUGAUUAAAUAAUGUUCGAAUCCUCAUAUGUGAGUAAACUGUAUUUUUUUCCGAAUCAUCAAUACGGAACUAGAAAUUUAUUCAAGUCACUAUCCUCAUUUUCACAAUCUUAUGGUUCCCUUUUUCAAAGCACAGGUCUAACUACUACAUAUUGCUAAAUACAAAGUACAUAGUUACUUUCAAAGCCUCUCAUGGUUACCACAAAUGAGAGACGUUUAUUUUGUAAUCUUCUUUUAUCCCUUGCUACAAAUUAUAUUAUUGAAAGAACAUUAAUCUUUAAUUUUAAAGGUUAAAAAUAUGUCGAUGAUUAUUUAUAUCUGUAAUUUAUGCAUUUUAUAGUAGUCUAACAUUUAGUAACAACUGCACGUCGAUUUUUCGACAACGUAUUUGGGAUACACCUCCGGGCACAUCUAUCGGUCCACCUAGCAUUUUUAGUUUUGAUGGUCCCUAGCUAAAAAUAAAUGUUACAUUGAGCAAAAAGUUAUUACCUACGCACUUUUACAGCUGAUAUAUUAACCAUCUUCUCGUGUUUUUUAAAUUAUUGCUCAACCAUAAACAUAUAUUUUUGCUACAGACCGUUUAAACUUAUAAUAACGCUAAGUGGGCCGAUAGAUGUGUCCGGAAGUCAACGAUAUUAAAUACGCUAUAUACACCACGUCCGCUCAAAAUGUGUCCCAAUCAAGAAGUGCUUGAACUCUACUCAAGCACUUCUUGGUUCACAGUCACGCGCGGAUCGUUGAAAAAUCAACAUGCCGCAGAGCUCCGUGAAACAAUGUAUCCAAUCAAUGUUUGUGAACUUAUUAUAUUAUUUAUUUAUAUUACUAUAAACUGAUUUAAUAGAAAAUAUUUGUGAUGUUCAAAUACAAUGACGGUUAUAUAGCCGUCUCUUUUCCUCGCGGUUCCUGCUAUAUUGCUAACAGCGGCUUCAGAAUUGCGCGUAGAGUCAAAGAAAUAAGGUCCAUAUUCUUCCGCAUAUAGCAAUAAGUCGUAAAAUUUUACAAGCUUGCAUUUCGAACUGUCAUAACUCUUUGAUGCAUGCGUUUUAAUUAAGACCUUAUACAGUAUGCGUUAAAAGUGACUUUCGUUGUUUAAAUAAUGUCUUUUUUUUGACAACGCGAUCAUCUCGCGGAGCUCCGUGGAUCGUCCAAUGUACCUUUUGGACAGGUUUCAACUACGAUUUUGUUCGUGUUGGUGUAUCUAGGGUAUUUAAUAUCAUUGCCUGAAGUGAGUAUAUUAUAAAGCGUCAUUGCGACACUAUGCUGUGUUAUGAUGUAAUGUCUAAAUAUUUACUAAUUACUGAUAUUGUCUAUAGUAAAAUUUUUGUUACAGAAUCGACCUACAGUUUUUUAUAUAAUCGUCGUAUUUGCGUUUUCAUACACCUCUUCGGUUUGCGUACAUAUGAGGGAUCUUCUUUUUAAUUUCUUAACAUUUUCUAGAUUUAGUACCUAAUUAUAGAGUAUUAUACAAUUUCAUAUGAUUAAUUUAAGGAACUGGAAUUACAUGGACAUCGCCGCUAGGGUUUUGUUGAACAUCAGUGUGGUGUGGAUAUAGUAUAAUAUUUUGGAUCUGACGUAAAAGUGGGACUCGCGUGUCGCAUUAUAUAUUUUGACAACUUCGAUAAAGAUGUAUUCUUCUCUAUCGAAGUUAUCAAAUGUUGCUAUCGGUAAACUGAUUUAUAAUUAACAAACAUGCAUAGAAAUAUCCACAAAAUAAAAACUAUGAUUAUACAUUUUCUAUGAACUGUUUAGCGGGAAUGUGUCGUGAUUGGCCCAAACAACUAAACAUUCAUGUGAUCAUACAAAUAUUUGAUUUCAAGCACCGUACUCCAUUUUAGUCUUGUAAAAUCACACGCUGUGUUGCAUUUAUGAUUUAAAAUUGACUGUGUAAUAAAGGCAUAAUAUAGUUGUCACAUAUCACAAUAUGUGUCA